AUGAGGGACGCCAACAGCUGGUCUCCGCGUAACCUCUACAACCUCUGGAGGCGGUCCUGUGGUGUCGAGGCCGAGGCCAUUGACUUCACUCACUCGCCUAAGAUGCUGUUUCAACAGCGUUGGAUCUCGAAAGCACUCGUACGUGUGUACCACGGCGACUUCGUCAACAAGAAAAUCUUCAAGCGAUGGUAUCUCCCCGACACACUUCCCGAUGUGCGUGCGACCCUCGUCAGCAUGCGCCCUCUAAGUGAUGAUGAUCUCGACGCAUUCGCUGGGUGUACCGAACAUUUGGAGAGAAGGAAGAAGAAAGCAUAUGACGAGCAAAGGAAAGGCUUGGCUCCUGUGGGCAGCUUAAUGCUUGCCGAGGCGGAGCGGCGCAUCGACGUGUUCAUCUUUCGGUGCUACUUCGCCCAUAGUGUCUAUGAGGCACGGAGACUCGUCGUUCAUGGAUCCAUCCUGCUAAAUGGCAAAAAGCAUACGAAUGCCAACGCACGUCUAGCCCCAGGCGAGAUGAUCUCCGUUGACCCUGCAGCCAUUCCUUUCCUCCAGCCUGGGUCUACUAAGUCCUCGUUGACGCCUUUCAACCUUCCUCCAUAUGCAUCUCCCUUCAUUCCUGCCUACGCAGAGGUCUUCUUCCCCACCUGCAGUGCCGUCUACGUGCGCCACCCAACGGCACGCCCAGGAUACAGUAAAAUUUCAACACCUUACGACGCCGAUCGCGAAGUUAUUCGGCUCGCAUGGGAAUGGUACUCAAAUAUGCGUCCAAGGACGAGGAGUAAGAACCAGAUGACGAGGGAGCCAGAGAACAGAUCGAAAACGCAGCUCCACCUGCGCCGCCCACUUUAG
Molecule: messenger RNA, 846 nt
Organism: Suillus subalutaceus
Lineage: Eukaryota; Fungi; Basidiomycota; Agaricomycetes; Boletales; Suillaceae
Exons: 3
Coding region: 1-846 (281 amino acids)
Biological process (GO): positive regulation of translational fidelity
Cellular component (GO): mitochondrial small ribosomal subunit
Molecular function (GO): structural constituent of ribosome; rRNA binding
Source: RefSeq, a predicted model, not a curated record